AUGGAUGACCAAAGCAAAUCUCUGCAGUUAGCUACAGUUUAUCCCGUGCAAUCGAUCACCUGUGAUGAAAUCUGGGGAAAUGGAUUUGGGAGAUGUACUUGCAAAUAUUUUCCUAUAACGGCAGCCAUAUUGAAACCCCAAAUAUUGCUAUCUAUUAUCCAGCAGGUCCACUUCACAACUUGGAUACAUAUGACAUUUGUGUGGAGUUCUACUUUCACCAUGAAGCCAGCUCAGCUCCCUGUUUUCCGAAGGAAGCCUUUUGUGGCGGCCUGGAAUGCGCCGAUGGAUCAUUGCUCCAUCCGAUACAACGUAACAAUUAACCUGGAAAUGUUCCAUGUAACUGGAAGCCCAUUUGCCAAAGCGAGAGGGCAGAACGUGACGAUAUUUUAUGUCAACAGGCUAGGAUAUUAUCCAUGGUACACUCCACAGGAAAUCCCUGUCAAUGGCGGCCUCCCUCAGAAUUUCAGCUUGCAAAUGCAUCUGGAAAAAGCUCUCCAAGACAUUGACUACUACAUUCCUGAUAAAGAUUUCACUGGGCUAGCAGUCAUAGACUGGGAACACUGGAGGCCGCAAUGGGACCGCAACUGGAAUACAAAGGAUAUUUACAGGAGGCAGUCGAGAAAACUAAUUUCUGAAAUGCACGAAAAUGUUUCGGCAAACGCCGUUGAGCGUCUAGCUAAGCUUUCCUUUGAGCAAUGUGCUAAGGCUUUCAUGAAAGAGACAAUUGAGCUGGGGAUUAAAAGUAGGCCCAAGGGUCUGUGGGGAUACUACUUGUAUCCUGACUGCCACAAUUACAAUUUCCAUGACCAGAACUAUAGUGGCUCCUGUCCAGAAAAUGAGGUUUUGAGGAACAAUGAACUGUCAUGGCUGUGGAACAGCAGCGCAGCCCUGUAUCCUUCCAUUGGCAUUAAGAAAUGCCUUGGAAACAGUGAAAAUAUCUUACGCUUUUCACAGUUUAGGGUGAACGAAUCUAUGAGGAUUUCCAUGAUGACAUCACAUGGUUAUGCUCUCCCAGUAUUUGUAUAUACCCGACUAGACUAUAGGGACGAACCUUUGCUAUUUCUUUCCAAGCAAGAUCUUGUUAGCACCAUUGGAGAAAGCGCUGCCUUAGGAGCUGCGGGAAUUGUUAUUUGGGGAGACAUGAAUUUAACGUCAUCUGAGGUCAACUGCACAAAGGUGAAACAAUUUGUUGCUUCUGAGUUGGGCUUCUACAUCAUCAACGUAACCAAAGCGGCCGAGGUGUGCAGCUGGCAUCUUUGUCACAACAACGGGAGGUGUGUUCGAAGGAACUGGAAAGCCUUAGAUUACCUCCAUUUAAAUCCUCAGAACUUCCAAAUAGAAGCGUCAGGCGGCCUGGGCUUUACUGUGAGAGGGGAAGCAUCGCCUGUUGACCUUCGAAUAAUGGCAGAGAAAUUCGCCUGCCAUUGUUACCAAGGGUUUGAAGGCGCUGAUUGCAGGGGAAUGAAGACUACGGGCAGCCAACCAGGAGAUUCUGCCACUUUACUCCCAUCUGGAAUAGUAGUUGUGAUAAAUUUGACUUCUUUAAUCUUUUUAAUGCCUGAGACUUCCGUCCUAAGAGUCAAAUUGCAAUGA
Molecule: messenger RNA, 1593 nt
Organism: Podarcis muralis (Common wall lizard)
Lineage: Eukaryota; Metazoa; Chordata; Lepidosauria; Squamata; Lacertidae
Source: RefSeq, a predicted model, not a curated record